This is a messenger RNA of Suillus subaureus, 1359 nucleotides long. RefSeq lists its product as uncharacterized. Gene Ontology annotation, biological process: lipid storage; positive regulation of triglyceride storage. The record is from RefSeq and is a predicted model, not a curated record. NCBI's taxonomy places the organism in Eukaryota, Fungi, Basidiomycota, Agaricomycetes, Boletales, Suillaceae. Bases 67 to 1104 code for a protein of 345 amino acids. Gene Ontology annotation, cellular component: cytosol; lipid droplet. The transcript is spliced from 3 exons.
CCUUGCGCCUCCAUUCCUUUUCCAUUCCCUUCUUGCACGCCUACCCUCACACUUACCUUCGCAAUAAUGGCAUCAGUCGCGCAGUCCCAGCAUCAACUCCCUAAAAUCACGGUUUUAAAUCGUGUUGUUUCUAUUCCUUUAAUUGCGUCUUCACUUGAACAAAUAAAUGCCAUCCUUGAGAAAAACACGCUCACCCGCUCUCCAUACCACGCCGCUCAGGCAAUCACCAACACCGCUUAUAACUACUCGCAACCUAUUCAGAUUCGUCUUGCCCCACUCAUUGACCGCGCAGACGGUAUCGCCAACAAGGGUCUCGAUGCAGUUGAGUCGAGGUAUCCUUAUCCGUUCCAGGCCAAGCCCGAGGAAGUGGCCAACUACGUGCGUGGAACUGCGGGAAAGACGUUUGAGAAUGUCAAAUCCCCUGUAGUUGACGUUGCAGAAGGUAUUGACAAGAAAUUUGCACCGGUCGUUGACUACUUCGAGAGAAUCGCUGGAAAUAUGUCCAAUGAAUCGGGUGGUUCGUCGCUCUCGUCCCCAUCUUCCGACUCUCAAUACCAGUAUCAACGCGCGAUCAACCUUUCCAAGCACCUCAAGGAUAAUUUCUACGUCUAUUCAUCAGAGCACCUUAAGCAAGCACAGUUGCAACAUGUCAUGCGCAUAUAUGCAUAUAUUCUGACCAAUCGUCCCUCAGUCAACGCGCGGGCCGACACUGCUAACUCUAUCUCUGCUCUUACCUCCAGUGGGAUCAAUAACGCUCAAACUGCUUUUCACAGUGUUGCUGAAAACCUGCUCUCCGAGAUGCAGAAAAUACAUCAGUCGAUCGCUCAGCUCCCUCAGACCCUACAGGCUACAUAUCCUGACAUCUCUAAAACCGUCGUGGACUUGCGUGAUACCAUCACGAAUUCUUCUCUCCCUGUUCCCGAGAAGAUCAAUCGCGUAGGCAGAGAGGUCAAAGAGCGCGUGUCUCCGUUGCUUGAAAAGCUCACGCAGCGGAUAAGCGAGAUCAUUAGCGUCCUUGGGUCGAAGGCAGAAGAGGCCAAAAAUACCGCUGAGGCGAAUGGGAACAACGUCAAUUUUUCCCCCGAGUCAGCGUCUCCUCAGUAAAACGCGGAUUCAAAACUGUCAUGAACUUUCCUUUCCAGUUAUCAUUAUCACGUUCUUUCAUUGUCAUCAUGGCUUAUAGAAAUUUGAAUAGAGUAGAGAUUUCGUUCCUCCAUGCACUAUGGUUCACAUGCAUUCAUUGUUGUAUUUUUCCAUUCACCUUGUAGUUGUAUUCGAAGCUUUCAUACUCCCUUUGUCGAUCAGGCAAUCACGAAUGAUUUGUACUGGCAGCACGAGUGACGCCUGCGUAGAACCGAC